GGCACCAUGAACGUUUUCCGCAUCCUGGGGGAUGUCUCCCACUUGCUGGCCAUCAUCAUCCUCCUGCUGAUGAUCCAGAAGACCAAGUCCUGUGCUGGUAUCUCUGGGAAGAGUCAGAUUCUUUUCGCCCUCGUCUUCACAACCCGCUAUCUGGACCUGUUCACCACCUUCAUCUCUGUCUAUAACACCGUGAUGAAGGUCAUUUUUUUGAUAUGUGCCUAUGUCACCGUGUACAUGAUCUACGUGAAAUUCCGGAAAACGUUUGACAGCGAGAAUGACUCCUUUCGCCUUGAGUUCCUGCUGGUCCCUGUCACAGGCCUGUCGUUCCUGGAGAACCACAGUUUCACCGCCUUGGAGAUACUCUGGACCUUCUCUAUCUACCUGGAGUCCGUGGCUAUCCUUCCUCAGCUCUUCAUGAUCAGCAAGACGGGGGAGGCAGAGACCAUCACGACACACUACCUUUUCUUCCUGGGCCUCUACCGCGCUCUCUACAUUGCCAACUGGGUCUGGCGCUACUACACGGAGAAUUUCUAUGACCAGAUCGCUGUAGUUUCCGGGGUGGUACAAACCAUCUUCUACUGCGACUUCUUCUAUCUCUAUGUUACAAAAGUCCUAAAAGGAAAGAAGCUAAGUCUUCCCAUGCCCGUUUGAAGACCUUCCCACAGACGAGGCAAGAAAUCCCAAAGAUGAAGCUCUUAAGAUCACAGCUUCCCUUUCCUGGCCCUUUUUCACCAACGGAUGGCUCAGCCGAGUUUCACUCCAGUGCCAGGAAGACAGUGAGGCCUGGAAAGCUGGUGUGCUUGUCAUCUGUAUGACACUUUCCCU
Balearica regulorum gibbericeps (East African grey crowned-crane) is the source of this 825-nucleotide messenger RNA. It is a transcript of the gene KDELR3, whose product is annotated as KDEL endoplasmic reticulum protein retention receptor 3. Gene Ontology annotation, molecular function: ER lumen protein retrieval receptor activity. The record is from RefSeq and is a predicted model, not a curated record. NCBI's taxonomy places the organism in Eukaryota, Metazoa, Chordata, Aves, Gruiformes, Gruidae. Gene Ontology annotation, biological process: protein retention in ER lumen. Gene Ontology annotation, cellular component: membrane.